AUGACUCUCUUCUUCGGACUGCUCGUAUCUGCACUGCUCUACUCAUCCGCUAUCGCCGACCAAGCGUUAGAUCAAUCGAGGCUCGGUACAGAGUACACCCUCCUGCCCAUAUAUAGGACAGAGGGAGGCACCAAUGCUCUCGCAUUGGGUAUCGGUACACCCGCUCAAGACUUCAACCUCACAUUAUCUACGAAUGUCGAAUUUCUCAUGGUGGCUGGGACAACGUGUGUGAGCUGUGUGAGAGAUAGUGAUAGGUAUAAUUCUGCCAGUUCAGGCUCUUUCACUAGCUCCGCACAGGCACUAUCAUAUACCGCCAUCUACCCUUCUGACCCGGCCGACGAGCUCCAACUGUCCGGAUUGCUCUCGGAGGAGGAUCUCUCAGAUGAACGGGGUACCGAUCAAGAUCGUGUAGUGGCGGUGAUCAACACUGUGACGAGCAUGGCUACCAAUCAGACCAGGAGCACCGCCGAGUCUCUUGAUCAGGGUGUAUCCGGCUUCUGGGGCUUAGGUAUCUACAACACCAAACCCUCGUACUCUAUCAUCCCAGCCAUGCUCGCGACCAACGGAGACGGAACCCCAGCUACCAUCCAAAGCUUCACUGUUGGUUUGGAUAUCGCCAACUACUCAACGGAUCUUUCUGUCCAAGCUGGCGCUGUGCAUUGGGGUGGGGCUCCUAGUGGUCACUAUGUCGGUGAUUUUAACUGGUUGGACGUAAAGAACGGUCUCGGCGGCGGGUGGGCUUUUGACAUUGGCCAAAUACGUGUAGGGUCCAACGUUGUGGACAACUCAUCUCUUUAUGCCACCAUCGAUCCUGGCUUUGACGGAAUUUACGUCCCGGAUGCCGACGCUUCCAAACUCAUGUCUGGUGUACCUGGAGCAAGGAGAGAUCCGGACGAUCCAACACGAUGGAUUAUGCCGUGCAAUACGAAUAUCUCCAUGACGGUCACUAUCGAUCAACAUGAGUAUAAAGUGGCAGCGAGUGAACUGGUAAAACCCCGUACGCUGGGAGGUACGAGUUGUUGGGCAGGGAUCGUUGCUUGGCGGAAUGGAAGUCUGGCAGAACAACUGGGUGAAGUCAGAUUAGGCACUCCUUUCAUGUCUGGAGUGUAUGCCGCAUUGUACUAUACCACAGACGAAAGACACGUUGGCCUUGCUGGGAAACCGAACUCGGUCAAUAAUUUCAACGUGACUGCCAAACCCCCUGGACAUGCCAACAAGAAGCUGGCCGGUAUCCUGAUCGGUUGUCUCCUUGGUGCUCUUCUCAUCCUUUUCUUGCUAUGUUACGGUCGUAACCGUAAUUCUUUCCAAUCGAUAUGGUACCGUUCCAUUCGACGACAAGAACGAGCUCAAAUGAACGCAAUAGUCCGUGCUGCCACGCUUCCGCCACCCUUCAUCGGAGGAGGUCCCGUUCCUAUUCCUUUCCAACCUGGCUAUGCUCCCGUUCCAACAGGUCCCAUUCCAUACGGACCAAUGGGUCUUACGCCUUAUGGUCCACCGCCGACACUUGGGUUAGGGUAUGGUCGUCCCAUGGGUCUAGGGGGUUAUCAAGCUCCUCCAAUGUAUCAACAGCCCAUCCACACCCAGCAUUCUCAACAAGGUCCUCAGAGUCAGAUGCCACAAACUGUUCAACAUCAAACUAAUGGAUUUUAUUCGCCUCAUGUACCACUUCCUCAGACUCAAUCACCACCUGUACAACACCCACAGCCUUCCCAGUCGGUACCCCAAAACCAUCCUCAUCCGACCAAUGAAGGUUCAAAAGGUAUGCAAGAUUUGCCCGGCUAUCACGAGGUCGCCGCCGGUCCCAGUCACCAAGUACGCCAAACCUCAUUGCCGGUCGGCAACGGCCAAGCGCAAAAUCCUGGUCCCCCGAAUAAUAUGGGACAUGGGAGAGCGGCAUCUAUGGAGGUCAUGCCGAUGGGGCCUCGAAGGAUGUCUAAAGGGUAUCAAGAUGGGAAGAUGUAUGACGAAUGGGCCAGACAACAACCUUCAGCUACCCAAGAAGCUCUCAUGAACCAAGGAGUUCUUCCGACUAGUGGGCAACCACAACAGAGAUUGUCAACCUCGGCGCCUGCCGCUCCAGGAUACCAAGGGAGAAGGAGGUGGUAUUCCAAAGCAUCGAGAUCGUCAUAUGCCUCUCCAUCACCUUCUCAACCGCCAGGACCGGGUGGUAUGCCAAUGCCAGGCAUGCCAGGAAUGGGUGGACCAGGAGGGAUGGUGGGACCAAAUGGGAUGGGCAAUAUGGGAGGUAUGACAGCAAUGAAUGGGAUGGGAGGGUCAGGCAUGACGGCUCCAAUGGGAGGGUGGAAUGGCAUGGCUCCACAACCAGGGAUGAGCGGAAUGAACGGAGUCGGUGUGGGGGGAAUGGAAGGAAGUGGAAGUCCCGGAACUCCCAGUCCUCUGAUGAACCGCAAGCGAAGUUUCCUCAAAGGGAUGAUGGGUAGUGAUGCGGGUGGACGAGGACGAUUUCCAGGGUUUGCCAAAGCUGCCGAACGUUCAAGGGAAAGAGAACGUUUGGCGGAGACAGGAGCAGGGGAAUGGUAUUCAUAA
This is a messenger RNA of Tremella mesenterica DSM 1558, 2547 nucleotides long. RefSeq lists its product as uncharacterized. The transcript has 8 exons. The coding region runs from base 1 to 2547 and encodes 848 amino acids. The record is from RefSeq and is a predicted model, not a curated record. Gene Ontology annotation, molecular function: aspartic-type endopeptidase activity. Gene Ontology annotation, biological process: proteolysis. NCBI's taxonomy places the organism in Eukaryota, Fungi, Basidiomycota, Tremellomycetes, Tremellales, Tremellaceae.